AUGUCUUCUCUAAAAAAACAACUUACUGUCUCUAUAAUUGCUCCUGAUCUUCAAAAACAUCGUCAAUGGCUCACAGUUUUACGUUCCGCUGUUCACAAUUCUAAUCCCAGAGGUCCUUUCUUAACUUAUGAUCAACGAACUUGGUUAAUGAACAAAUUAAAUUCUUUAGAUGAUUUGGCUGAUGUAAAUGAACAUAAAUUAGUGGCUUAUAGAGUCUUACUUAAAUCUUUAUCCAAUGAAGAUCAAGAUGGUCAAUCCGAAAAAGAUCCUAAAACUCCCGUACUCUUGAUAUUAGGAAAAAAUAAUUUUUAUAUAAUUCCAAGUAAUUUAAAAAAUGAUGGAACUCCAAGUGAAGAUAAUCGUAAAAGUAAUGAUUUCAAGAUCUCCUCUGCAAAAAAUUCUAAUUUAAUAAAAGAAAUUGAUUUCUGGAAAUAUAAAUAUCCUUUAUUAUGUAUCACUGACAUUCGUUCAAAUAGUAUCGAUGAUACUCUUUUAAUUAAUUUUAAAAAUAAUUCCUCGAAACGAACUAUCAUUAUUUCUUCUCUUUUAAGUGAUCAUAUCAAUAAUGAAUUUAAAUCCGUUAUCGAUUCAAUUACCUUUUGGUGGGCGACCCCUUCUUACAAAUCAAAUCCUACUACUCCAAUUUCUCCUGAUUCCUCUUUAACUUCUCCUACUGGAAAAAUGUCUCAAGAAACUGGUGUAGAAAGAAUGAUUGAAGCUCAAUGUCAUGUAUUAAACAUACCUAAAUCUAGAAUAUCCUUUCAAAUCGAAUACGUUCUUGGUUCCCAAAAUGUUCAACUUGGAUUAGGUGUUGAUAAUCUACCUUUUAGAUUCGUGUUACUUCCUCCAAAAGACGAAAAAAAUCAAGUUUAUACAACCAAUGAAUUAAUGGCAAUAUUUAAUUCAUUAAAAAAUCAUCCGUUACUCUCGGAAAUUAUUUUAAGUAACAUCAAUCUAUUUGAACUUCAAAUUCAACAAAGCUCUUCAGGAUGUAAUAUGCUUGCAACUGUAUUACAUGAUUUAAUAAUAUCAAGUUCUAGUUUAAAAACAUUAAACUUAAGUUCAUGUGGAAUCACAAGUGAAACUAUAUCCGCGAUCGGAAAUGCUUUAUUCACCGGAAAGGCUGGAUUAGAACGAUUAAUAUUAAGUGAUAGUUCUAUAACAAGAGAUAGUGCUCAAACAUUAGCAAAUGGAAUAAAGAAUCAUACGACAUCAAUUAAAGAACUUGAUAUUUCAAAUUGUAAAUUAAAUUUUGAUGGUUUAGUAUCAAUCCUUCAAUCACUUGGAUCAAAACAACCAAAAGAUCUUGAAUCAUUAAAUAUUUCAAAUAACAUUUGUGAUAUUGAUGAAAAUAUUUUAAUAGAUUUACUUUCAAAAUCUAUAAAUUUACGUUCAUUAUAUUUCCGUAAUUGUUUAAAAUUCUUUAUUGGAACAAAACCAAUAAUUUCAUUGGAAACUUUAGGUGAAACAAGACUUACGACAUUAGAUAUUG
Molecule: messenger RNA, 1492 nt
Organism: Racocetra persica
Lineage: Eukaryota; Fungi; Glomeromycota; Glomeromycetes; Diversisporales; Gigasporaceae
Source: the annotation of a GenBank genome assembly